AUGGAAAAGUUAAAUGAUGUUAAACGUGAACAAAUUAAUUCGGGGCUCAUGAAUUUUAAACAAGGAAAUAAAGUUUUAAUUCAUCUCGAUUAUGGAAAAACUGAUAAAUCAAUGACAAAAAGAAGACGAAGAUUUGACACAAUAGCUGAAUUUGUUAGAUAUAUUAACGGCAAUGCAUUAGUUGAAGUUGACAAGAAAUUAAUAGAAAUUCCGAUUUAUUUUAUUACUCCAUUAUAUUUAAAUAAUAUUUAA
This is a messenger RNA of Trichomonas vaginalis G3, 252 nucleotides long. RefSeq lists its product as uncharacterized. Bases 1 to 252 code for a protein of 83 amino acids. NCBI's taxonomy places the organism in Eukaryota, Parabasalia, Trichomonadida, Trichomonadidae. The transcript has a single exon. The record is from RefSeq and is a predicted model, not a curated record.